UAUUGAAACCAGAUCUGAUCAAACUCUUGCUGUCUGAGAAUAUUUAUAGAAACGGUAAAAAAACUCUCCGAUAAGAAGAUACGCUACUAUGAAAUUUCAGUUGCUCGCUGUUGCCUUGAUAGUCUGCCAGAUAUCUCCGCUGGCGGCGCUUCUGUGGCCCCCGCGAUGUUACAGGAUAGUGGACAGCGGAUACUGCGAUGCACAAUACCUCAAGUGGUUUUACGACUCGAACAUAAAAGGAUGCAAGGCGUUCACAUACGGCGGAUGUGGCGGAAACUGGAACCGCUUUCCUUCGGAAAAAAGAUGCCUACAGUCGUGCCUACAGAAACUUGAACCUGAAUUGGUCUGCAGCGCCAAGCCAGAUCCCGGUAAUUGCAAAGCAUACCACCCAAUGUGGUAUUUCGAUGAAAGUGUAGGCGUCUGUCGUGGAUUUGCGUAUGGUGGCUGCGGUGGAAACAAAAACACAUUCCCAUCCUGUCACGCCUGCAUGAACAGGUGCACAAAUUACAACCCACAUAUGACAUGCCGUUACCUCGAAGUGGAAUUUUUCAGAAAAUUCAUAGCAGGUAGACUCGUUGCAUCAUCACCGCUAUGGAAGCCUGUUCAACCACGCUUGAGUUCAAAGCUUCUCGUUGAGGAAACUGCAGUAAAGCGCAGUUGAUACCAAGAUGUUUCUAGAGGCCGAAAUAAAUAUUUGCUUGCUAAGAAGCAUUGCAGAAAU
Molecule: messenger RNA, 721 nt
Organism: Dermacentor silvarum
Lineage: Eukaryota; Metazoa; Arthropoda; Arachnida; Ixodida; Ixodidae
Product: kunitz-type U19-barytoxin-Tl1a-like
Exons: 4
Coding region: 89-661 (190 amino acids)
Molecular function (GO): serine-type endopeptidase inhibitor activity
Source: RefSeq, a predicted model, not a curated record